CUACACAAUCCCUGCAGGGGUUAAUACACAUUGCAAAAUACCGGCAGUUGCUGUCAACUGUUUACAAAAGGGAAAUUUUCUUCAAAACAUAAACAAGCUGGCAGCUUUGCAUUAAAACCGCUUAUGGGAAAAAUAAAAAACUCAUGUGAAAUUAAACAAAAAUAACAAAACAGUUUUUUUUUUAUUAGCCCACGAAAUAAUUGUGUAAAUAUUAAUAAAUAAUUAAUAAAAUGCGUUAUGCCCAGGUGGUAAUAGGACCAGCCGGCAGUGGUAAAUCCACCUACUGCUCGUUCAUGCAACGGCAUGCUCAAGACUCCAAACGUGUUAUUGAGGUGGUUAACUUAGAUCCAGCGGCCGAACACUUUGACUAUCAACCCUUAGUGGAUAUACGUGACCUUAUACAGCUAGAUGAUGCCAUGGACGAUGAGGAAUUACAUUAUGGGCCCAAUGGUGGCUUGGUGUUUUGUCUAGAAUUUCUCAUAGAGAAUCAGGAAUGGCUAAAAACUCAACUUUGCGGUGGGGGUGAUGAAGAAGAGGAUGGCAUAAAUGUGGAACCUGAUGAUGAUUAUAUUUUAUUCGAUAUGCCCGGACAAAUUGAGUUGUUUACACAUUUAGAUAUGGGCAAAAAAUUGGUAGAGCUUUUGGAGUCUUGGAAUUUUCGUAUAUGCACGGUAUUCUUGGUGGAUUCACAGUUUAUGAUUGAUGGUGCCAAGUUUUUGUCCGGCACCAUGGCCGCCUUGAGUGUUAUGGCCAAUUUGGAAAUGCCUCAUGUAAAUGUUUUGACAAAAAUGGAUUUGUUAAGUAAGACGGCGCGUAAACAAUUGGAUAAAUAUUUGGAUCCUGAUCCCAGGGCAUUGCUGGGCGAUAUAACCCAGGAGUCGGCAUGGGGUAGAACACAUCGGAAGCUGUCAGAAGCCAUUGGAGCGUUAAUAGAAGAUUUUAGCUUAGUCCGUUUCGUGCCCAUGAAUGUAGACGAUGAGGAAAGUAUACAAGAUCUAUUAAUGCAAAUCGACAAUGUUAUACAGUAUGGCGAAGAUGCCGAUGUUAAAGUACAUGAUUUUGAUCCGCCAGAGGAAGAGGAAAACGACAAUAAUGAAAAUAUGUUUACUUAAAAUAAUGUAAAAUAAAGAAAAUUUUUUAAAAAUAUAGACAUAAAA
Molecule: messenger RNA, 1157 nt
Organism: Calliphora vicina (urban bluebottle blowfly)
Lineage: Eukaryota; Metazoa; Arthropoda; Insecta; Diptera; Calliphoridae
Product: GPN-loop GTPase 3
Exons: 3
Coding region: 231-1112 (293 amino acids)
Molecular function (GO): GTPase activity
Source: RefSeq, a predicted model, not a curated record